ACCAAAUGCUAUAUAUAUAAGCGAAAGAUAAUCACAUGUUAGAGUUAGUUAGAUUCAAGCCCAUCUUUGUUUCUAUAACACGGAAGAAUGAAAGAGUUGCGAUCGUAGAGAAAGAAAGGGAGAGAGCGGUUAUGGUAAUCACGGCGUCAUCCUCUACGAUUCGCAUCGGAGAAGAAGGCGCAGAGAGCCGGCCAUCAGAGGACAGUACACCAACACAUCCUCAUCGACGGCGCUGGAGCACUCCGAUUGAAUCUCUCGAUCACGAGGGCAUGGAGCAGAGAGGCGCUGACGAUUUUUACCUAGGGGGCGAAAUAUCGGCGUGGGGACCGUAUGGACCGCCGUUGCUGAAACCGAUUGCGCCGCCGUCUAUGCCGCUGCCGAAGAGGACGGAAGCGGUUGUAGAAUUGAGGAGAGGGAGAAGCGUGACGAGGAAGCGAGAUCUGCCGCCGUAUCUGACGACGCUUGAUUGUAACGGACGGCCGAGAUUUCAUCACAGGAGGGUGAGAAGCGAAGGACGGUUAGAGAUUGCCAGCGUGGCAGUGAAUAUACCGGAGAUCGUUAGCGUACGUGGAAGCGAUGGACUCAGAAUCGGAACUGUGAGAAUCAGUCAAGAGGAAGAUCGCUAA
Molecule: messenger RNA, 626 nt
Organism: Raphanus sativus (radish)
Lineage: Eukaryota; Viridiplantae; Streptophyta; Magnoliopsida; Brassicales; Brassicaceae
Exons: 1
Coding region: 36-626 (196 amino acids)
Source: RefSeq, a predicted model, not a curated record